CAAGGAAGUGACUAAAGUGAAAGUGUAAAGCAGUUAGCUCUCAUCGAGAAGAAAUCCUUGUUUUCAAAUUAAUUUCUGAUGUUAACUACAGGAUAUUCUCUGAGGCUGAAAGGAGAAUAAAUGCAAACAAUUCUGACUCCCUGAAAAGAGACGAGUAAAAUAAAGCUUAAAAACAUAGGAGGAAGUAAAUGGCUGAAUCUUCAUCACCAACAAGAGGCAGCAGAAGGAGGAGCAUGGAAGAAUCACGUUCAUUUUCUCAUGACUCCAGCAGUCUCCUGUCUGAAGAGCAGCUGCUGUGUUCGAUCUGUCUGGAUGUGUUCACUGAUCCAGUCACCACUCCAUGUGGACACAACUUCUGUAAGAGCUGCCUUACACAGUGCUGGGAGAAGAGUCAACACUGUCAAUGUCCAUUAUGUAAAGAGAAAUUCACCAAGAGACCUGAACUGAAGAUUAAUACAACACUGAGAGAAGUUGCAGAUCACUUCAAGAAGAAAAGUGGUUCUGACAAACCUGAGGUUCUUUGUGAUGCCUGCACUGGAGAGAAGCUGAAGGCCCUGAAAUCCUGUCUGGAUUGUUGUGCUAGUUUGUGUAAAACUCAUUUAGAGUUUCAUAAUAAUAUGCCCAAACAUAAGAAACACAAACUAAUAAACCCUGUGGAGAACCUGGAGGACUACAUAUGCCAGAAACAUGAGAAACCUCUGGAGCUGUUCUGUAGAGAUGAUCUGAUGUGUGUGUGUCAGUUCUGCACUGAGACAGACCACAAGAAUCACAACACUGUUCCUAUAGAGGAUGAGAGCAGAGAGAAGAAGACUCAGCUGGUGAAAACACAGACAGAUGUGCAGCAGAUGAUUCAGGACCGACUGAAGAAGAUAAAAGAAAUCAAACACUCAGUAGACCAAAGCAAAAGAAGCACAGAGAAAGAGAAAGCAGACAGUGUUGAAGUCUUCACUGCUCUGAUUCACUUCAUUGAGAAAAGUCAGGCUGAGCUGCUCGAGGUGAUAGAGGAGAAGCAGAAAGCAGCAGAGAGGCAGGCUGAAGGACUCAUUAAAGAGCUGGAGCAGGAAAUCACUGUGCUAAAGAGGAGAGACACUGAGCUGGAGCAGCUCUCACACACUGAGGAGCAUCUCCACCUCCUACAGAUUUACUCCUCCAUGUGCAGCCCUCCACACACCAAGAACUGGACUGAGAUCAGUAUUAACACUGAUCUGAGUGUGGACACUGUGAGGACAGCUCUGUCUCAGCUUCAGAAGACUCUGGAUGAGAAACUCUCUAAAACACUCAAUGACAAGUUAAAGGAAACAGAACUGAAGAGGAUUCAGCAGUAUGCAGUGGAUGUGACUCUGGAUCCUGAUACAGCCAGUCCAUAUCUCAUCCUGUCUGCUGAUGGAAAACAAGUGACAUGUGGAGACACACAACAGAAUCUCCCUGAUACACCACAGAGGUUUAAUCAGUGUAUUAUGGUUCUGGGAAAGCAGAGUUUCUCCUCGGGGAGAUUUUAUUUUGAGGUGCAGGUCAGAGGGAAAACUGCAUGGGAUGUUGGAGUGGCCAAAGAGUCCAUUAACAGGAAGGGGAAUAUUACACUGAGUCCUCAAAAUGGAUUCUGGAUUUUGUGGCUGAGGAAUGAGAAUCAGUACAGUGCUUGUGCUAGUCCCCCUGUCCCCCUCACACUGAGAGAGAAGGUGGAGGUGGUGGGGGUGUUUGUGGAUUAUGAGGAGGGACUAGUCUCCUUUUAUGAUGUGAAGUCCAGAUCUCAUAUCUACUCUUUCACUGGUCAGUCUUUCACUGAGAAACUCUAUCCAUACUUCUGUCCUUAUUUAAAUGAAGGAGGUAAAAAUUCAGCACCACUGAUCAUCUCUCCUGUAUUUAACACAGAAUGAAUUUCACCUCACAAAUUUAACCAUCUAUUAAACACUGAGAAUAAUGAAAUGUUUUCAUUUUUCUGGUUCCUUUUAGAAAUGUAUACUCCCUUUUAUAGUGCUCUACGGAUUAUUUUAAUAUAGAGUCUUUUGAGGAGACAGAGUAGUGUAGUCAGUUUUUUUUUAUUAUUACAAAUCAAAUAUUAAUAGAAUUGUAUGAGUAUGAGCUUUACUGAAGAAUUUAAUCAGUAAAAAUGUUUGAACUGUACAAGAACUGUUUUCUGACUGCUGUGAAAAAUCCUCCUGAGGAGAUUAAACUGACUAGAGCAAGAUACAGAAUUAACCACCCGGAAAUAUACAUUUUAUUUUAUUUCUAUUUUUAAAAAAACAGCUAGCUAUUCUUUUAUAAAAAAUUCAAUAUUAGCAUGGUUUUAUUUACUACAUUCUCCACACUGAAAUGAAAUUAAAAUGUCAUUAUGUAAUAAACAGGUAAAUUCUGAGUGGGACAGUAAAUCACUGUAACUUUAAUCUGUUUGUAGUGAAGUGAUAUCGAGUUCAGUGAGACAUUAUUACAGCAAACUUUCUCUUGGAGAAAACCUUAUUUCUACAUGUAUGAAGUCUGAAUGUUUCUACUCUUUUUGUUAGGAUUUAUUUUUAUUUUGGUGUUCCAGAGAUUCAGUUUCCCUGUUUUUCCAUCAGUGCGCAUGCCCGAAAUCAUAGCGUUUUCUUCUGUUAUGUUGAGUCUCUUGUGUGUAUUCAGUGUGUGUUAGUUUUAUUAUUUUGUGUUUAUCAGGGUAAGAAAAAAUAGUAAUUAAAUACAUGCUGAACAGUACAGAAUGUUUUGUUGCAGAGUCCAGACACAGUAAGUAGGUAGUGUGUGUUAUUAUUUUAGGUUCCUCAUCUCAGCGUCACUCUAGACUUUACUCUGAGAAUAAAUGAACCUAGAAAAGUGGUUUUCUGUAGUAUGUUGCAGCUUCAUUAUAUUUAUAUCCUACUGUCAUGGUACUGAUGUGCUGUGAUCUGCUUCACAGUUUCAUUCAGCAAGAUUCAUCUCUAAUGCCAACUGGACUGUAGCUAUGUUUUGUUUUCAUGUUUUUUUUUCUGAUUUUUGAAGGAUUUAAACAUCUCUUUUCACCAUUUUUGUCUAAAAUAUGUGGCUUAUGUGAGUCAUUUACUUUAAACUUAAUAAAUGUGGUUGCCAAAUCUCUGCAAAGCUGUAAAUGCGUAUUGUAAUUGUUUCAGUUAGACAUCAUUUUCUGUAACUUUUUGUAAUUUUCUUGACAUCAUCUUUUUUUUCUUUUCUUUUUUUUUACAAUUUUUUUAUGAACAAAAUUUCAAACAAACAAAAUAAUCUUUUUGGGUAUUUUUUGUUUUGUUUGUUUGUUUUUAUUUCAAGUAUUAAUCACCAAUAAAAUAAUUCCAGCAUGUGA
Molecule: messenger RNA, 3286 nt
Organism: Hemibagrus wyckioides
Lineage: Eukaryota; Metazoa; Chordata; Actinopteri; Siluriformes; Bagridae
Product: zinc-binding protein A33-like
Exons: 8
Coding region: 189-1877 (562 amino acids)
Biological process (GO): protein ubiquitination
Molecular function (GO): zinc ion binding; ubiquitin-protein transferase activity; protein binding
Source: RefSeq, a predicted model, not a curated record